AUGCCAGCAGCAGCAACUGCCGUCAACAACAACAACAAGAGCGACAUUGAAGCCAAGAAGCUGGCUGCCGUGAGUGGCCCGCUCAGCGAGGUUGAGACCAAGAAGGCAAAGGAUUUGCUUUCCUCUCUCUCAUCCGCAUCCGAUUCCGAUCGCGAUUCUGUCGCCGAAGAACUCGCUGAUUUCGUCUCCUCUCAUGGCGUUCAAUCUCUAAAGCAAUUCAACAUUAUCGAUAGCGUGAACAAAAAUCUUAGCAACAAGAAGAAUGCUGGUGCUCGUCAAGGUGCUAUUGCAGCGAUCAAGGCUUUGACCAACAAGAGCUUGGGUGGUCAACUUGAACCCUAUCUUGUUCCUUUCUUGACAUCCUUGUUGGAGUUGCAAGCCGACAAGCAAGCCGCCACCAAGCAAGCCGCAGCAGAAGCAGCCAAGAACCUUGUGGUGCAAGUCAACGAACAUGCAACAGCUGUCAUUGUCCCCUAUUUGUUGCAGGGAUUAGGCAACUCGUGCAAGUGGCAAACAAAGACAUUGGCUUUGUCUCUUUUGGAUGACCUCGUCAAGCUCAAAGCGAAGGCCUUUUUCCAUACCAUUCCUGAUGUGAUCCCUGUCGUCUCUGAUUGCAUGUGGGAUACCAAGGCCGAUGUCAAGAAGGCUGCUACUGCUACCAUGGGCAACAUUUGUGGUCUCGUUGAGAACAAGGAUAUCGAGCGUUUCAUUCCUGCUGUCAUUGCUUGCAUCAACAAGCCGGAGAAUGUACCUGAAACCAUCCAUUUGCUUGGUGCCACCACCUUUGUCCAAGAAGUCGAUGCUGCCACCUUAUCCAUCAUGGUGCCCUUGUUGAGCCGUGGCUUGGCUGAACGUGCCACUCCCAUCAAGCGAAAGUCGGCUUUGAUCAUUGACAAUAUGUGCAAGCUUGUGGAUGAUCCCGAAGUCGCUGCCCCAUUCUUGCCACUCUUGCUCCCAGCCUUGGAAAAGAUCCAAGAUGUCGUCGCUGAUCCAGAGUGCCGUGGUGUCGUUCAAAAAGCACUUGCUACCUUGCAACGUGUUGGCACUUCCAAUGUUGAGAUCUUCACCAAGGCUGAUAAGGCUGACAAGGUCACCAACGUGGUCCAUGAAUUAUUGCCUGCCAAGGUCGAUGACUUUUAUGGUGUCUCUGUAAAGUACCUUUGUGAUGUGGCUCUUGCUUUGUGUGUGGCCAAGAACUUUUUCAAGGACACGUGGGUGCAGGCGUUGCCACCCUACAUCAAGGCUUUCCUCUCAGCUGGUGACGCUGAAGCUUUGGCAAGCAAGGCUCUCGACAAGUGUGAAGAAGCUGUGACUCCCAAGGAUCCUGAAGAAGACGAUGAAGAAGGUGAAGAUCUUUGCAACUGUGAAUUCUCUCUUGCCUAUGGUGCCAAGAUCUUGCUCAAUCGCACUUCUCUUCGUCUCAAGCGUGGUCGUCGUUAUGGCUUGUGUGGUCACAAUGGCUGUGGUAAAUCCACUUUGAUGCGUGCUAUUGCCAAUGAACAAGUCGAAGGCUUCCCUCCAAAGUCCGAGCUCAAGACCGUUUACGUGGAACAUGACAUUGAUGGUUCCGAGUCUGAUACGCCUUUGGUUGAUUUCAUCAUUGCAUCUGAAGGUGUUGAGACAAAGGAACGUGAAAAGGUGGCUCAAAUCUUGCGUGAUUACGGCUUCUCUGAAGAAAUGGUGACUUCACACACAAUCAGCUCAUUGUCUGGUGGUUGGAAGAUGAAGCUUGCUCUUGCUCGUGCCAUGCUCAUGAAUGCCGAUAUCUUGCUUCUUGACGAACCUACCAAUCACUUGGACGUUGUCAAUGUCGCUUGGCUCGAAAACUACUUGCUUGGUUUGAAGAGUGUCACUUCCAUCAUUGUGUCCCACGACUCAGGCUUUUUGGAUCACGUGUGUUCGGACAUCAUCCACUAUGAGAAGAAUUACAAGCUCAAGCGCUACAAGGGUAAUCUCUCCGAAUUCGUCAAGAAGGUUCCUGCCGCAGCAUCUUACUAUUCAUUGGAGGCAUCGCAAAUCAACUUCAAGUUCCCUGAACCUGGCUAUCUCGAAGGUAUCAAGACCAAGGAACGUGCUAUCCUCAAGAUGAAGAAUGUCGACUUCCAAUAUCCUGGCACGGCUCGCAAGCAGCUCAAGAACAUCAGCAUGCAAUGCUCUCUUUCUUCUCGUGUGGCCGUCAUUGGUCCCAAUGGUGCUGGCAAGUCCACUUUGAUUCGACUCUUGACGGGUGAAAUGGAGGCCAACACUGGUACUGUUUGGAAGCAUCCCAAUUUGCGUAUUGCCUAUGUUGCCCAACACGCUUUCCAUCACAUUGAGAAGCAUCUUGACAAGACUCCCAACGAAUACAUCCAAUGGCGUUAUGCUACUGGUGAAGAUCGUGAAGAACUCGACAAGGUGGAUCGUCAAGUCACUGAAGAAGAGGAGAAGCAAAUGAGCCAAACCUUUGUGAUUGAGGGCGAGAAGCGCAUUGUUGAGGAUAUUGUUGCUCGUCGCAAGCUCAAGCAGUCUUAUGAAUACGAAGUCUCAUGGGUUGGCAAGUCAUCUGUGGACAACACCUGGAUCUCUCGUCAAAAGCUUGAACAAAUGGGCUUUGGAAAGAAGAUUGCUGAAGUCGACUCACAAGAAGCUGCAAAGUCCGGUCUCAAUCGCCCUCUCACUGCCAAGGAAAUCGAGAAGCAUUUGGAUGAAGUUGGCUUGGAACCUGAAUUUGCUACCCAUUCUCGCAUUCGUGGUCUCUCUGGUGGUCAAAAGGUCAAGUUGGUUAUUGGUGCUGCCAUGUGGAAUCGUCCUCAUAUGUUGGUGCUUGACGAACCUACCAAUUAUCUCGAUCGUGACUCUCUCGGUGCUCUUGCUGGUGCCAUCAAGCAAUACGGUGGUGGCGUUGUCAUUGUUACCCACAACCGCCAAUUCUCUGAAGCACUUUGUGGUGAAGUCUGGAAGGUCGAUAAUGGUGAGCUUGUCGCAUCAGGUCACAACUGGGUCUCUGGCAAUGGUACCACAGCCAUCAAGGAGGAAGAACAAGAAGACAUGGUUGAUGCUCAAGGCAACACUAUCAAGGCUGUCAAGAAGAAGGAGAAGUUGUCUUCCCGUGAAUUGCGCAAGAAGAAGAAGGAGCGUAUGGAACGUCGCAAGCGUGGUGAAGAGGUGUUCUCUGAUGAAGAUGACUGGUAG
Messenger RNA from Lichtheimia ornata, 3171 nucleotides. RefSeq lists its product as uncharacterized. Gene Ontology annotation, molecular function: translation elongation factor activity; ATP hydrolysis activity; ATP binding. The record is from RefSeq and is a predicted model, not a curated record. Bases 1 to 3171 code for a protein of 1056 amino acids. NCBI's taxonomy places the organism in Eukaryota, Fungi, Mucoromycota, Mucoromycetes, Mucorales, Lichtheimiaceae. The transcript has a single exon.